This is a messenger RNA of Psylliodes chrysocephalus, 498 nucleotides long. The record is from the annotation of a GenBank genome assembly. Lineage: Eukaryota; Metazoa; Arthropoda; Insecta; Coleoptera; Chrysomelidae.
AUGUUAGAUGCAAAAAGCACUUCUUUGAGCCUUACAAACGUUACUGUAUUGAAACUUUAUUGCGACGGAUGCCCAGGACAAAACAAGAACGUCACUAUCAUAGGUAUGCUGAUGAAGUGGCUAUACUUUACCAGAUCUGCUGUUGAAGAGAUUCACGUCAUCUAUCCUAUUGUAGGUCACUUAUAUUUACCACCAGACAGAAUUUUCGGAAGAAUACAGAAUGUUGUGAAAAGAAAAGAGGUCAUAAUUAAUCCAAAGGAGUAUAGGGCUAUAUUUUCUAAGUUUGCGACUGUACUAGACAUGGAAAGUGACUUUGAUGUUUUUGAUUGGAAAACAGCAGUAGAGACUCAUGUGAAACCACCUGGCCAAUGGCAUUUUCAAUUUUCUUCGGCGAAGCGGAUGAUAAUUAAGAAAGAAGCUAGUUCAUCAGGAAAAAAGUCCUUAUUAGAGGUGAAGCUAAUUACCGCGCCGAUAUGGGAGUGUACAAGUAUGUGCUGA